AUGGCUGACAGGUUGAGAGUUUUUACAAGGUUGAAUCCUCCUAUAUUCACAGGGUCUAAGAGUUCGGAGGAUCCUCAGGACUUUGUGGAUGAGGUGAGUAAGAUCUUGGUGGAUUUUGGGGCCACAGAUACUAAGAAAGAAAAGUUGUCUUCCUAUCAAAUAAAGGAUGUUGCACAGACUUUGUUCAAGAUAUGGCAAGAGAGCCGAGUUUUGGGUGGAGUUUCGAUCACUCGUGAGCUGUCUAAGACAGCCUUUCUAGAGAGAUUCUUUCUCAGAAAGAUGAGGAAGGCCAAGGUUGAGGAGUUUAUCAACCAUAAGCAGGGAUCCAUGACAGUCAGGAAUUAUUCCCUGAAGUUUGUUAAGCUAUCCAGGUUGAUGGUGCAUUUUCAACAUGUAGAGGACAACAGCAAAAAGUGGGGCAUUCGUGAUGCUAGGAGGCCUAAGCCUCAAGAUUAG
Solanum lycopersicum (tomato) is the source of this 456-nucleotide messenger RNA. RefSeq lists its product as uncharacterized. Lineage: Eukaryota; Viridiplantae; Streptophyta; Magnoliopsida; Solanales; Solanaceae. The record is from RefSeq and is a predicted model, not a curated record.